CUGACUUGACAUAAUUUCAAUUUUGCAAGUAACAAAAAUAUUUAAACAAAACUGUGAAUGGAUUCUUUUCCUUUAUUUCAUAUUUGAAGAAUUAAAUAACCGUCAACACGGGUGCAUUUAUUAUAAUCUAAUAUGUCGUCUGAUCCUUUGUUUGGAUGGGACUUAACUUUCAAGACGGUUGAAAAAGAUAUCAAACAAAAAUCUGAUGUUGUUAUUGCCUUCAUUCAUUGGAAUUUAACGAAAAGAGGUUUUCGUAACGUCGGUAUUGGUGAUGAGCACACUCUUACAGGAGAUGAGUCAAGAAGUGAGCUGCUGCCCGCAGGUUGGAAUGACGGUGAAAAUUAUACACUGCGCUAUGUGUUUGAAGAGAAACUGUAUAUAUUGCAUGGCCUGAAUACCGAUGGAAACCUCAUUGUGAAUUUAAUGAGAUCAGUAGACUUGGCAGUUUCUAAUAUUGCAGUCAAGAUAGAAGAGACAGUAAAUAAGACGAGCGGUUCAAUAGACCAACUGCUACCAGGUCACAAGGAAUUCAUGCAUAAUAUCAAAAGAGAUCUGAUCGAAACUAUCAUAGACAGACCAACUAGCACAGCCCAGACACAGACUGUACCAAAUACUUCAAACAGUUACAGAAAUCCUAAUGAUGAUCCACUCAGGGUGACACCAAGACCUAUGCCUGGAGUUGUUCCUGAAAAUCCUAACUUGUGGGAUUUGCCGCCUUCUGAUUUGCGAAAUGUCGGCCGAUCUGAUCUGGACCCAUUUGCGCCGCCCGGUGGUGGAAUGCUCUUCAACCCGUUCAGCCCUGGCAGGGAUAUAGAAAAUCCAGGAUUAGGCAUUCCUGGUGGACUGCCUAGAGGCUCAGUACCUCCAGGAGCUCGGUUCGAUCCGUUCGGCCCGCCAGGCGUGGGUCCCAUGCCCGGCCGGCGUCCCCCACCACCUGACGCCGAUCACUUUCCUCCCCCUGGAUUUAGCGAUAACAUGUUUAUGUAAUAAGCAUCGUUAUUAACCUUAGGUUGAACUUGUCGGAGUGCACUUCAGAUAAGCAGCGCGGCCUAAGUUUCUUGAUAUCUUAUAGUAUGAGUCGCAUGAGCGAAGUGGAUGACGUUCGAGAAGACAAAACAAAAAAUCGAUAGAGUUGUACCCAAAAUCGGUAGAUUAGUACCAUUAAUCGGUAAAGAAUUAUAUAAAAUCGUUCAAGUAGUUGAUUGACUGCUCAGAUUCAGCUAACCCUAAAUCUUAUAAUUCAAGGCAAAAUUUAGGGCAUUGUGGUAUCUGAGAGGACGACAAAUUUUCAAAAAAAAAUCUACAGAAAUUCAUUUAAAAAAAAGUUAAUCGCUCGUCUUUGUUUUAAUACAUGUUGGUGUAUCGGUAGAAAAAUCAAUAGUUUCUAGUCCAUAUAAACCGCUCAAAAAUAAAUUGGCAAAGUUGAAAAUCUAUCAAAAUAUGUUUUGUCGUUUUGUUCGCCUGCUUGCUCUAAACCAAUAAUCAUUCAUCAUUAAAAGUUGUAUCUAUUAAUAAAUUUAUAUGGUUCAAA
Messenger RNA from Pararge aegeria (speckled wood butterfly), 1531 nucleotides. RefSeq names its product proteasome inhibitor PI31 subunit (gene PI31). Bases 133 to 987 code for a protein of 284 amino acids. Gene Ontology annotation, molecular function: proteasome binding; endopeptidase inhibitor activity. NCBI's taxonomy places the organism in Eukaryota, Metazoa, Arthropoda, Insecta, Lepidoptera, Nymphalidae. Gene Ontology annotation, biological process: proteasome-mediated ubiquitin-dependent protein catabolic process. The record is from RefSeq and is a predicted model, not a curated record. The transcript is spliced from 6 exons.